This is a messenger RNA of Lactuca saligna, 780 nucleotides long. The record is from the annotation of a GenBank genome assembly. Lineage: Eukaryota; Viridiplantae; Streptophyta; Magnoliopsida; Asterales; Asteraceae.
AUGGAUGGUGGAAUAACGAUCUUGCUAAUGAUUCAUGAGAAGAAAAAAGCGGGCAGCAAGCUCACAAACCUUGGGACUGGACCAUGGACAGAAAAAGCUCUAGCAACACUGCCGAAAAGCCUAUCAGGUGCCGAGCUGCGAUUGCUAGGAAACCACAGGAACCGCUGUUCAGAAUCAAAAUCAUAUGCACUUCGCUUUGCCAUAGCGAUAUCAACUACUGGAAAUUGGAGGGUUGUAGAGAGUAUCGGUGAAGACGUACAUGAAGUUGUUGAAGGAGACACUGUGAUCACAAUGUUUCUGCUAGAUUGUGGUGAAUGUGCAGAUUGUUUGUCCAAAAAAAGCAACCUCUGUUCAAAAUAUCCUUUCCAUUGUACCCCAUGGGUGGGUAGAGAUGAAACAAGCAGAUUCACAGACAUGAAUGGAGAAACUUUAUACCAUUUCUUGCAUGUAUCAAGUUUUACGGAGUACACAGUGGUUGAAGUUGCUCGUCCAACUGAUCAAUUGUGUAGGUUUACAAAGUAUGUACUAUUGGUGGAAUGUCUCGUUUUGGAAGUGACAUAUGCUUCCCAUGACUUUGAAUUAGGAAUAAGGUAUGAUUUGAGAAGAGUUUCAAAGGAAGAUAAUGGGUCUUACUAUGCUUAAAGAAGAAUUUUCGCAUACACUAAUGCUUACGUGGCAAUUGGACCACUUGCUAAGCAUGUUUUGCAUGGGAAGAAGAGUAUUAUGCUUGAGAUCGGAAUGUUAUGUUCUCAGAAACCGGAAACAAUAGAACAGGGGUGA